AUGAAUAUGAUGGAAAAUAAAGUAAAUGACAUUCCGGUGGAAGAGAGGGAGAAAUUGUAUGAAUUGUGUAAAUCAUAUUUAGGCGACAAAUGGUCUGAGAUUAGUGCCACUGAUUUGAUUGUUAAGCCCAUAACCGAGGGCUUUGUAAACAAGCUAUAUCUAUGCAGUUUACCUGAUGGUAAACAAACUGCUCGAUAUAAUAAAGUGGUGGUUCGUUAUGUAGAUUUUGAACAGUUUAAGGAUCUAUUUAAUCAGACACAAGUCACUACUAUAAGUGUCCUGUUGUCGCAAAUCAAUAUCAGUCCCAAACUGUUGGGUGUCUUUCCCAACGGAACCAUCAAUGAGUACAUCGAUUCCAGAUAUUUCAACGCCACGGAUGACUUGAACCCGAAAACAGUGGCUCUAUUGGCACAAAAAGUGGCCACAUUUCACUCACAACGGAUACCAAUACCUAAAAACCCAAAACCAAUGAUUGAUAUGUUUUCAGACUUUCUGAGCGACGAAAUAAGACAGUCCUUCGACACCGGGAUUGUUGGCCAACAGAUACGGGACAACAACUUGCGGAUCAAAGAGUUGGAUCCGGUGGCCGAGUUGUCUUGGCUCACAACCACAAUCAAACAGCUCAAUAGCCCCACUGUAUUCUCGCAUAACGACUGUAAUCGGCGCAACACUUUGGUCAGGGAGUCCACAGUGAAUAACAACCAGGAGCUGGACAUCUAUCUCAUAGACUUUGAUUGGUGUAACUAUGGCUACCGAGGCAUAGAUAUUGGCCAAUACUUUUGCAGUUGGGGUCAAAAGGAGACCGACUUUGGCGACGGCCAGUUCCCGGCCGACCACCAGAUGUUGCAUUUCAUUGACGGCUAUAUCGACGAGAUGUGCAAAAUCCACGGCAACUCUUACCGGGAAUUACCGAUCAAUUCCCGGCAGACACUAACUAAAGAAGCAAAAGUGUUUACUCUAAUGGCAUAUAUGAAGGAUAUUCUGUAUAUUUUUUGGGAGACAACUAAUACUAAACGCACAGAUCUUAUGCCAAAGGCGGAGAUUAGGUAUAACUGCUAUCGAGAGCUGAAGAAUCGAAUUCUUAAGGAAUAUUCCGAUAUUAAUUAAAUUUAUAAAUAUUUUAUUAUUUUUAAAUUAAGUUAUGUUUGCAAUUGUUUAUAUGGAAACUUAAUUAAAAUUAAUUCAUAUUUUGGAAGUACUGAAUAA
This is a messenger RNA of Medioppia subpectinata, 1206 nucleotides long. The record is from the annotation of a GenBank genome assembly. NCBI's taxonomy places the organism in Eukaryota, Metazoa, Arthropoda, Arachnida, Sarcoptiformes, Oppiidae.